ACAGUUCAGGUUGUUCACAUCGUCUGGCUGUAGCUAAAUCUCUGAUAAGCGAAGCGAGCGCAGUACUGCUAGACGAACCCUGUGGGAGUGUGGACCCACAUACGAGGCCCCUGAUAGUGAGAGCUAUACGACUGCUGCGUGACCAAGGUGCCGCCUGCCUCAUUGCUGAAGAAAGCAUGGAUUGGACGCAGAUAGAAUACAUAUGUGACAGAUUGGCGAUUAUUGAUAAAGGCGAAAUAGUCGCAAUAGGGUCGGUGGAGGAAAUCAGACGGGAGCUAACUUCUGGGUACACUGCCACUCUCAAGCUAAAAGUCGACGAGGCGUAUAGCGUAUUUACUGGUAGCUUAGAAAGAACAUGUUCGAUGGGUAGUAAUGUUAUGUUACCUAAUGAUAAAGUCGUCUUGUUAAAAAGAGAAUUCUUAGAAAGUUUCGAAACUAGUAUACUGAUGGACGAGCAUAUAAGAAUGCUCUAUUUUCACAUUGGAGAUCCAAACCGUGAACUUCUCUACAGUGAAAUGUUCAGGAAACUGGAGAAUUUGAGACAAAAACACGACGUAGUUGAAGACUACACUCUGAGCGAAACAACUGUAGAUGAAGUAUUAAGUACAAUCGACCACAUAUUACAUGGUAGUGGCUCGAAACACGAAAUAUCGAAGAAGAUUUUGUCAUUGGACACGAAACCGAACUGCACAUCUACUCUAACUUCAAAUCAAACGAAACAAGACUGAUUUUUUUUAGUGUGUGGUGAUACUUUUUCAAAAACUUCUUUUACAUUUGUAUUAGGGUAGU
Pectinophora gossypiella (pink bollworm) is the source of this 789-nucleotide messenger RNA. RefSeq names its product linearmycin resistance ATP-binding protein LnrL-like. Lineage: Eukaryota; Metazoa; Arthropoda; Insecta; Lepidoptera; Gelechiidae. Gene Ontology annotation, cellular component: intracellular membrane-bounded organelle; membrane. Gene Ontology annotation, biological process: transmembrane transport; lipid transport. The coding region runs from base 177 to 728 and encodes 183 amino acids. The transcript has 4 exons. Gene Ontology annotation, molecular function: ABC-type transporter activity; lipid carrier activity. The record is from RefSeq and is a predicted model, not a curated record.